Monopterus albus (swamp eel) is the source of this 2495-nucleotide messenger RNA. Its product is annotated as POU domain, class 2, transcription factor 2-like. The coding region runs from base 44 to 1939 and encodes 631 amino acids. Gene Ontology annotation, molecular function: RNA polymerase II cis-regulatory region sequence-specific DNA binding; DNA-binding transcription factor activity, RNA polymerase II-specific. The record is from RefSeq and is a predicted model, not a curated record. Gene Ontology annotation, biological process: regulation of transcription by RNA polymerase II. Gene Ontology annotation, cellular component: nucleus. The transcript has 12 exons. NCBI's taxonomy places the organism in Eukaryota, Metazoa, Chordata, Actinopteri, Synbranchiformes, Synbranchidae.
CCAACAACAGCAGCAACAGGCCCAGCACCACCACACACAGCUGAUGCUGGCCGGCAGUCAGCUAGCAGGGCUUGCCGCUCUCCUCCCAGCCCAACAACAGCUGCUCCUCCAACAGGCUCAGGCUCAGCUCCUGGCAGCAGCUGUUCAGCAGUCGAACGCCGCUCACGCCGCCCAUGCCGCCGCGCAGCAACAAGCCAACCAGCAGCAGAACCAGUCACAGUCCCAGCACCAACAGCAGCAGCAACAGUCAACCAAACAGGAGCAGAUGGUCAAAGCCCCGCCGCCACAGCUGGCUCUGUCACAGCCAAUCCAGCUCACAGCCCAGGACAUCCAGCAGCUGCUGCAGCUCCAGCAGCUGGUUCUGAUGCCGGGUCAUCCUCUCCAGUCUCCUGCCCAGUUCCUCCUGUCUCAGCCGGCACAGGCACAGCAGCCACAGCAGGGUUUGCUCUCGACACCAAAUCUGAUCCAGCUACCUCAGCAAAGCCCAGGGGGGCUAUUGACAACCCCACCGCGCCUGGGGCUUCAAGCACAGAGGGAGAAGAGCAGCGAUGUUGUGGUCGGUGGAAGCAGCAGCAGCAGUGGAGGCUCUAUAGUUGCUACUGGCAGCAGCGGUGUUGGUGUUGUGACAUCUGUAGGAGCUACCUCUGCGUCCAGCAGCACCAUGGCUUCCUCACUGACGUCUGGCUUGACUUCUGGAAGUCACGGGGGUCACAUGGGGGAAGAACCCAGUGACCUGGAGGAGCUGGAGCAGUUUGCCCGCACCUUCAAACAGCGACGCAUCAAGCUGGGAUUCACCCAGGGAGAUGUCGGCGUGGCCAUGGGAAAACUGUACGGCAACGACUUCAGCCAGACCACCAUCUCCCGAUUUGAAGCUCUCAACUUGAGCUUUAAGAACAUGUGCAAGCUGAAGCCACUGCUUGAGAAGUGGCUGAGUGACGCAGAAACCAUGGCAGUAGACAGCAUGCUGCCCAGCCCCUCCUCUAUCUCCUCCCCCUUGUUGGGCAUCGAGGGUCUACCUGGCCGACGCAGGAAGAAACGCACCAGCAUCGAGACCAACGUGCGAGUGGUCCUCGAGCGCAACUUCAGCACGAACCAGAAGCCUACCUCGGAGGAGAUCCUGCUGAUGGCAGAGCAACUCAACAUGGAGAAGGAAGUGAUUCGUGUUUGGUUCUGCAACCGCCGGCAGAAAGAGAAACGCAUCAACCCCUCCAGCAGCACCACCCCUCCCCUGCCCAGCCAGACCUCGCCUGUUGUUACGCACAAAGCCCCCUGCUACAGUCCGCACAUGAUAUCGAGUCAGGGUCUGUCCCAGGUCACCACCAGCCUAAGCACAACAGCUGCCAGUUUGUCACCUUCAGCAUCCUGCCCCAUGACACCCGUCAGCUCAGCUGCACUCGGUUCCGCCUCUUCUUCUCUGACUCCGCCUCCUCAUAGCACAGCCAGCCCUGCCCCUCCCAGCCUCGGGGCCCAUGGGCUCAACACUGGGAACACAAUGAUGGGAGUAAGCACAGGGAUGAACCAGGCCCUCAUUGGCAGCAAUCCCCUGGCUACCAUGCAAGCCCUGGCAGCCAGCAGCGGGCAGCUGCCCAUGUCCAGCCUUGACGGGGGAACAGGUCACAUGCUUCUGGGUGGACCUGGUGGUCCUGCUGUCCCCCCCUCCCUCCGCUCCUCCCUCUUCCUUAAUCGCCCAACCCUCCUCCCCAUGGUGACCGGCUCCAUGGUGACAACCUCCACACCCACCAUGGGACUGGUCAGCAGCAGCGGCAGUGGAUGCAGCUCAAGGCCUUCCUUCUCCCAGUCUCCACCCCCUGGUGCCAGCGACCUCAUGAGCCCAACCUCGUGCCCAGAGGAGUCUGCAUCUCCUUGUUCAAGUCCAGCCUCUUUCUGUUCCUUCAGCGAAGCUUCGCCGCCGCCCCUGGGAGGGGCCAUGGCCGAGUGAUCCCUGACAGAGAGCCGAAAUAUCCUAUCACAGGAGGACAAGGAGGAGGAAGAGGAGGUAGUAGAAACUAAAAAUCUAAAUUUACAACCUCACCUUUCAACCAAAGCCAUCUCUCUGUUUGAUCCAUCUCUGAUUUCGUCUCUCUCUCUCUCUCUCUGUGACUCCCUGCUGAAGUCUUCUGAAGCCAAAAAUAUACACAGAUGGAUGAGGGGAGGAAGCAAAGAGAAGGGGGAGGGGGUGGAGAGGAGAGAGAGUACUGCAGAGUGGAGGGAGGAAAUUCGAAACCAAAUAAUGAUCUACAUCUGUAGUGGUGGCACUGAGGAGUGUUUUGUUUGGCAUCAGGAAAGGAACACCGCUCUUUUUAUUGGCUAGAGAAAGAAAUAACUCGAUGAGGGCAGGUAUGAGAACUGAAACUGUGUGUGAGAGAUGGGAGGCAAAAAGAAAAGACUUGAAUAAGCUUGGAAGCUCUGCAAGGUGGUUGCAACCAAAUUUAAAAAAGAAAAGAUGCUAGAAGAGAAACACACACUUACAAAGAUGAAAACCAAAAUCUCCAAAU